CCGAGCAUCCUGUUCACGAGCAACAACUUCCUGCUGGCGAUAGCGAAAGCGCGCGAGGAGUCGCCGGAGCACGACCUCUCCAGCCUGCGCACCCUCAUCCCCACGGGCGCCGCCAUGAGCCGCGACGCUGAGGAGCUCGUGCAGCGCGUCACAGGGUGCCGCGUGCAGCAGAUCUACGGAAUGACCGAAGUGGGCGUGGUGCUGGGGCUAACGAAGCACAACGCGCCGCACAAGACCGGCUCCGUGGGAAAGCUGUGCCCCUUCGUUCAAUGCAAGGUGGUGGACCCGGAGACCGAGCUGGCAGUGGGCGUGGGCCAGGAGGGCGAGCUGCGCUUCAAGGGCCCGGGCGUCACCAAGGGCUACCUGAGGAACCCGCGCGCCACGGCCGAGCUGUUCGACGAGGGCGGCUGGCUGCGCUCCGGGGACCUGGCUCGCUUCGACGAGGACGGCAUCUUCUUUGUCACGGGCCGCAUCAAGGACACCAUCAAGUACCGCGGCGUGCACGUGUCGCCGGUGGAGAUCGAGGGCCUGCUGGAUCGCCACGACGCUGUGCUGGAGAGCGCGGUGGUGGGCGUGCUGGACCCUUCCACGGAGGACGAGCUGCCCAGGGCCUACGUUGUCCUACGACCCGGCGCCCAAGUCACCGCGCAAGACCUCUGCCAGGUCGUGGAAGACCACUUGGCUCCACACAAGUGGCUGCGUGGGGGCGUGGCCUUCGUGGAUUCCUUGCCCAAGACACCCACCGGCAAGAUAAGCCGCGCGGCUAUCCGCAAGCGCUACCUCGAAAACGUCACCAUCGGCUCCUGAGUCGUGUUGCACCGUUGGGAGGUCUUUUGGAGUUGCCCACCCUUUCCAAAUGAAACAAGAAAAGAAAAAUCUCGGGUGGGUUGACACAGUUCACGGAGACGUUGAUUUGUAUUCCCCCUUUUUCUCUCUGCGCUGCGUCACUAUAUAAGCAAUGGCUGUCUUAGGAAGGGGCAUUUAAGGCAUAUGAUCGUUCUCAAUGGAUCGGUGAAUAGUACUCAGAGAGGGAAAGAAACAGCAAACUUCAUUAGGAAACUGGGGAUCGACAAAUAAGUUGGUGUUUCAUCAAAAUCUGUAAUCUUUUAUGACAAUUGAAUCGAAAAUUCAAAUUUUAAAAAGCCAAUUUCGAAAACACAAUAUUUCUAAAAUGUUCUAAAUGUAGUUUUUAAGAAUUCAAAUUGAAAAUGAAUGUCCCAUAGCUCUCUAAUGAGCAGCAGUGAAAAAUAACUUAUUUGCCAUGGAGUUCGGUGACCUCCUACCUGCCUUGGCGAGUGUAAAACUGCUUCGAGCGUGUACGUGUUCGGUAUUGUAUGCGCAGCCGAAGGAAAAUCAUCUGUACAACAUUUAUUGCCAAUUAUAGUUCUAGUAAAAAAAUAAUCAUGAUACAAGCCUACUUAAAUUAAGGGUGCCACUAUUUUGUAUAAACAUAAUUGCACACUUAUUACUGAAUGUAUGAAUAUUAUGUUAUAG
Messenger RNA from Gryllus bimaculatus (two-spotted cricket), 1494 nucleotides. The record is from the annotation of a GenBank genome assembly. Lineage: Eukaryota; Metazoa; Arthropoda; Insecta; Orthoptera; Gryllidae.